GUUUUGAGGAUCCUCUUGCAUCGGCGUCGUCACUCACUCGGUCAAGCGGGGAAGGCGGAGGAGCGCAGGCAGCCUCGAGCGACGGAGAAGCGGCCAUGGUGAAGGGACGCCAGGGAGAGAGAGUCAGGCUCUACGUGAGAGGCACCGUCCUCGGGUACAAGAGGUCGAAGUCUAACCAGUACCCGAAUACGUCUUUGAUCCAAAUUGAGGGAGUCAACACCCAAGAGGAGGUAGCAUGGUACGCUGGUAAGCGCAUGGCCUACAUAUACAAGGCGAAGGUGAAGAAGAAUGGAUCGCACUAUCGAUGCAUUUGGGGGAAAGUUAUCAGGCCUCAUGGUAACAGCGGUGUCGUCCGUGCCAAGUUCAAGUCGAACUUGCCUCCCAAAUCCAUGGGAGCUAGGGUAAGGGUUUUCAUGUAUCCCAGCAACAUAUGAGCUUCUGGGUUCGGUUGGUCCCUUGUUGGCUUGAGAGAGGAUCUACUUUUUUGUUUUCUUUGAGAGCAAGCUUAGAUUAUUCUGUAGCAACACUGAAAAAACUUCUGCCAAUUGCCCGCGUUUGCUUAAAAUCUGCAAUCAGUACUUCUGUGAAUCAUGAGCCUACUUUUGGGAUUUGCUUUCCUCUUUC
Eucalyptus grandis is the source of this 624-nucleotide messenger RNA. Its product is annotated as 60S ribosomal protein L35a-3. The coding region runs from base 96 to 434 and encodes 112 amino acids. Gene Ontology annotation, biological process: cytoplasmic translation; ribosomal large subunit biogenesis. The transcript is spliced from 5 exons. Gene Ontology annotation, molecular function: structural constituent of ribosome. Lineage: Eukaryota; Viridiplantae; Streptophyta; Magnoliopsida; Myrtales; Myrtaceae. Gene Ontology annotation, cellular component: cytosolic large ribosomal subunit; ribosome. The record is from RefSeq and is a predicted model, not a curated record.